AUGAAAGCUGCAAGAAGGGAUGAUGUCGAUGACGACGAUCACCGUCUUCGAAAGAGGAUGACGAGAUCCAUCAUAGAGCCGGCCGGAACCGAAACGCACGGCGAUGGGAAACAGAUCGAUUACAUACCCGUGUGGUUGCUGUCCGAAUUGCUAUGCAGGCUUUCCGUCAAGGAUGUGUUCCGAUUCAAUUGUGUUUCAAAGCAAUGGAAUUUGUGCAUCUCCGAUCCUUCCUUUCGCAAUUUGUUCCUCUCCCGACGGGCCUCGGGUCUACGUUGCCCCUUGGUGUUUUUUCACUCAAAAGUUCAAUUGGUCGACGAGGAAGAUCCUAAACCGUACCUAACCCGGCCCGAAAGGCUCGAAACAGAGAAUAUUCCUCAGAUUCGGAAGCUUACUUUACCAAGUCUAAGAGAAAGAUCAGUUGAUGGGACCUUCAGUAUCCGAGCAGCAGACAAAGGGUUUCUUUUGCUGGAGAGGGAGGAGCGUUUUUUCGCCAAGUACAAUGUAGAAUUUUAUAUCUGCAAUGCUGUAACCAAGCAAUGGUUCACCCUUCCCUCGCAUCGGUUUUUCACCACCGAAUUCAAUGUGGGUUUCGUUACACAAAUUGAAUCCGGAGUUUUGACGGGUUAUAAAGUCGUCGUAGUUCGUUGUGGAUGCUUGGUCGAACUUGAUGUGCAGAUGUUUUCUUCAGAAACAGGGAGAUGGGAGAAUUUCAAAGUGCCUUGUGAAGAAGGUUCAUUUGGAUUCCCCCAUUGCCAGAGACCUGUGGUUGUGAACAAUACGGUUUGUUGGAUGGUUAGGGUGGGUGAGAGGGGUGGCAUAUUAGCUUAUGAUCCUUACGCUAGCCCUGAUAAUCCUAAUAGAUUUCGUUUGAUUGAUUGUCCAAUUGAUAUGGAUGAUAUGGGGUUCAGGAUAUCUUCCGAAACAGAUGUUCAUCAGGGGCGGCUCAAGUAUUUCGCAUUGAGUUUUGAUAUCAAUCUGCGGUCUUAUGCCUUGAAAAUAUGGGAACUCACAGAUACCUAUCAAUGGCGGCUCCAACAUGCACUCAGGACUGGAGAUGUUGAUGAUUCUUGCCAUGCAGUACUUCUCCAAAGUAGAAUGUUAUUUAUAUCCUUCCAUCCAUAUGAUCCAGAUGUUUUGUUUCUGUUUUGUGUGAUGCGCAAGCGUCUGGUGUCAUACAAUAUGAAAACCAGGAGGAUGGAAUCACUCAGUGAUUGGUCUUGUGAAUUUAAUACUGGAGGAGCGACGGGUUUCUUUCAAAUGCUUCCAAUUUGGCCCAUCUCUGUUCCUUCUUCUCUGAUGUUUGGGUGCUGA
Molecule: messenger RNA, 1311 nt
Organism: Oldenlandia corymbosa var. corymbosa
Lineage: Eukaryota; Viridiplantae; Streptophyta; Magnoliopsida; Gentianales; Rubiaceae
Source: the annotation of a GenBank genome assembly